UACCUGGAACUGGGAGUGAUGUCAGCUCCCAGCUCGGAGCCUGCCCGGAUUCCUGACAUGGUGUAGGGCCGAGAGGGUGGGGAAGGCGGGGGCCGGACGGCAAAGGAUUGGGGUUUGCGAGCCUGCUGCGGGGCUCCAGUGUUGGGGCUUUGAACUCCGACGGAAGGUGAACCAGAACUUCUGGAACUAGUGCCAGCGGCUCUCCACCCCCCAGGAGCAGGAGGAUCUGACACACUCCUAGGGAGGAUGCUGUUUGGCUGUUUUGAAGGCGAGACCUCGAAGCGUGGGAGAGCCUCGCCUCCUUCUCCAGCUGAUGUUGCAUAACCUCCAAGAGAGCACACAGUGGAAAAGGACACAGGCUUUGGAACCAGGCAGACUUCUGUCACUUAUUAAGUAUAAAAGAACUUUAUGGAUCAGUUUACUACUAAGUACAUGCAAGAUUUGAAGAGCUGAAGAAAACAUCAGUAUUAAACUUGUUUUCUUUAAAUAUCUACGUUGGAAUUUGCCCUUGACAAAUAACAAAAUGAUGAGUGAUGCCAGUGACAUGUUGGCUGCAGCGCUGGAGCAGAUGGAUGGCAUUAUAGCAGGUUCUAAGGCCCUAGAAUAUUCCAACGGGAUUUUUGAUUGCCAGUCUCCCACCUCCCCAUUCAUGGGAAGCUUGCGAGCUCUGCACCUUGUGGAAGACCUGCGUGGAUUGUUGGAGAUGAUGGAAACAGAUGAGAAGGACGGCUUGAGAUGCCAAAUCCCAGAUUCAACAGCAGAAACGCUCAUCGAAUGGCUUCAGAGUCAAAUGACAAAUGGACACCUACCUGGGAAUGGAGAUGUGUAUCAAGAAAGGCUAGCACGUUUAGAAAAUGAUAAAGAAUCCCUUGUUCUUCAGGUAAGUGUGUUAACAGACCAGGUAGAGGCACAGGGAGAGAAGAUUCGAGAUUUGGAGUUCUGUCUUGAAGAGCACAGAGAGAAGCUGAACGCCACAGAAGAAAUGCUGCAGCAGGAGCUUCUGAGUAGGACGUCCUUAGAAACUCAGAAGUUGGAUCUGAUGGCUGAAAUAUCCAACUUGAAGUUAAAACUGACAGCUGUAGAGAAGGACAGGUUGGAUUAUGAAGAUAGGUUCAGAGACACAGAGGGGCUAAUGCAGGAGAUCAAUGAUUUGAGGUUGAGAGUCAGUGAAAUGGACAGUGAAAGACUUCAGUACGAAAAAAAGCUGAAAUCAACCAAAGAAGAACUGGCAUCUUUAAAAGAACAGCUGGAAGAGAAGGAAUCCGAAGUAAGAAGGCUACAAGAAAAAUUGGUGUGCAAGAUGAAAGGAGAAGGGAUUGAAAUACUUGAUCAAGAUGAAAAUUUUAAAAAGAAGCUCAAAGACAAAAAUAUUGAAGUACAAAAAAUGAAAAAGGCUGUGGAGUCUUUGAUGGCAGCAAAUGAAGAAAAGGAUCGGAAAAUAGAAGAUCUUCGACAGUGCUUGAACAGGUACAAGAAAAUGCAAGAUACAGUGGUAUUGGCCCAAGGUAAAAAAGGCCAAGAUGGCGACUAUGAAGAUCUGCUCACUUCCAGUUCUGUCUCCACUUUGCUGGAUGUACAGGGUUUUAGUGAUCUGGAGAAAAGUCUGUCACCUAUACCAGUAAUAGGAUCUCCCAGUCAUGACCCAUUUAACACAAGUGUUUCAGAAGAGUUCCACACCAGCAUCUUGCAAGUUUCGAUCCCUUCAUUAUUGCCAGCAUCUAAAGGCUUGGAAACUUCUGAAAAAGCAAAAUCGCCUCCUAAGCCAGAGAUUUCAUUUGAAGAGAAUGAUGGAAAAAUAAUCCUUGGUGCUGCUGUUGAAACCCAACUGUGUGAUAGUCUUUCGACUUCAAGUCUGCAGAAGUCUAGCAGCCUGGGCAAUCUGAAGAAGGAGUCGCCAGAUGGGGAAAAGGAGUCUAUUCAGAAGCCUUCAGAGGAUAAAGCUCCAGGAGAAAGCAGCCCAUUUGGGAGCCUCCCUCCCAAAGCCCCGGGACACGAUGCCUCCAUGGAUGACAACCCCUUUGGCACUCGAAAAGCCAGAUCUUCCUUUGGUCGUGGCUUUUUUAAAAUAAAAAGUAACAAGAGGACAGCAAGUGCACCAAACUUGGCUGAAACAGAAAAGGAGACAGCCGAGCACCUAGAUCUGGCUGGUAUAUCUUCUCGGCCAAAAGAUGCACAGGGGAGCAGUCCUUUCCAGAUGUCUCCACCAUCACCAGAUUCCAAAAAGAAAUCCAGAGGCAUCAUGAAACUCUUUGGAAAACUUAGGAGAAGUCAAUCAACUACAUUCAACCCAGAAGAUAUGUCUGAGCCUGAAUUCAAAAGAGGAGGGACAAGGGCAACUGCAGGGCCCCGAUUGGGUUGGUCUAGAGAUUUGGGACAAACUAACAGUGACUUGGAUAUGCCAUUUGCCAAGUGGACCAAGGAGCAGGUUUGCAAUUGGCUUGUGGAACAGGGCUUGGGGUCCUACCUGAAUUCUGGCAAGCACUGGAUUGCGUCUGGCCAAACGCUUUUGCAGGCAUCUCAACAGGAUCUAGAGAAGGAACUUGGAAUCAAGCAUUCACUUCAUCGAAAGAAACUCCAGCUGGCACUGCAAGCCCUGGGAUCCGAAGAAGAAACCAAUCACGGAAAGCUGGAUUUCAACUGGGUCACUAGAUGGUUGGAUGAUAUUGGUCUUCCCCAGUACAAGACCCAGUUUGAUGAAGGACGAGUAGAUGGUCGAAUGCUCCAUUACAUGACUGUUGAUGACUUACUGUCUUUGAAGGUUGUGAGUGUGCUACAUCAUCUCAGUAUCAAAAGGGCCAUCCAGGUCCUGAGGAUCAAUAACUUUGAACCAAACUGUCUACGGAGGCGGCCAUCUGAUGAGAAUAGCAUCACCCCAUCAGAGGUUCAGCAGUGGACCAAUCAUCGAGUGAUGGAGUGGCUGCGCUCUGUGGACCUGGCAGAAUAUGCCCCCAAUCUUAGAGGCAGUGGUGUCCAUGGUGGGCUCAUGGUUCUAGAACCUCGCUUUAAUGUAGAAACAAUGGCUCAGUUAUUGAACAUCCCACCAAGUAAGACCCUGUUGAGAAGACAUUUGGCCACUCAUUUCAACCUUCUGAUCGGUGCUGAGGCCCAACACCAGAAGCGUGAUGCCAUGGAGUUGCCAGAUUAUGUACUCCUAACAGCUACUGCCAAAGUGAAGCCAAAGAAACUUACCUUCAGCAAUUUUGGGAACCUGAGAAAGAAGAAACAGGAAGAUGGGGAAGAAUAUGUUUGUCCAAUGGACUUGGGACAGGCAUCAGGAAGUACAUCUAAGAAAGGCUUUAAAUCUGGUUUGGACAUGCGCCUAUAUGACGAAGAUGAUUUGGACCGGUUAGAGCAGAUGGAAGAUUCAGAAGGGACAGUGAGACAGAUAGGUGCAUUCUCUGAAGGCAUCAACAAUCUGACACACAUGUUAAAGGAAGAUGACAUGUUUAAAGAUUUUGCUGCCCGUUCCCCCAGUGCCAGCAUUACCGACGAAGACUCAAACGUUUGACCGCACCUAGAUGAACGUUAGAAGCCAUUCGUCAUUUUCCACUUUAUUUCUCAAACAUUCACAGUAUAUACCACAAGAAACAGAUUGUAUGUCAUUUAUUGUACAGCUUCUGCUCACUUAGAAGUGGAAAUGGAAAGCAGAGGAUACGUGCCUAUUCUGAAGUUGCCAUGAAAAAUGAGACACUGGUGAAAGAGAGUAUAAUUGUUUUUCCUCUAUUUAAUGUAAAAAUCUGUGAUAUAUUAUAUUUAAAGUGUUGCAUUUAAUAUGAGUAUUUUACCAUAGUGUUUCCAUUCACGUUCACAGCAUGGAGGGUUUGAGAAGCAGUAACCAGUAUGUGAAUGAUUUUGUCACAUCAGUGUGACGGCACUGCAGCCACCGAAGCAGGACGUUAUAUGCUUUCAAAAUCAAUACGUGGAAUUUCUUUGAGCAUUCACUGUGCCCACUAAAUGCCAGCCACACCUCCACUUGCCUCCUUUUGUGCUAUUUUUAUAUAUUUUUCUAAAUAUAUGUAAAUAUUUAGUACAUAGAAAAUAGAACUUUUAUUUUGUGGCCUAAGGAAGAUGGUAAAAAGAUCACAUAAAAAAAAAAUACAGUGAUCAAAAUUUUCAUAUACCAGCUGGUUCUUGGAGAGGUCAGGAUGAUCUUUCUCCACAACUGAAUUUUAAUAAUGUUGAUCAUUCAGACUAAAUUAGUAUAUAUUAAAUACUCCUUCUUUGAUGACACAUCGCAAAAUUGUUGAAUAGUUUUUUAAGAAUUUCAACCUUAAUCUUGGAUCCUUUUACCUCAUAGGAAGAACUUGAGGAAAAUUUAAAUACUAUUAACUUGAAUGCAUUCAGAAGCUCCCCCAAAAUUUAUAGAAUAAUUUCUGAAGAAACAAAAUCAAAACAAAAACCUUCACAGUAUUAAAUUUCUUAUUUUCCUCUUUGCUAAAUAUAUCCUUACAUCAAAAUACUAACAGUCUGCCUAAUGUUAUUAAUUGUACAUUUCUCGGGCUUUCGAGGGAUGAGAUUUUUUUUAAAGCUGAAUAUUUGUUUCAACAUUUUAUCUCAGAGUUCAAUAACUCUGAGUCUGCAAAAUUAGUUUUAUAAUGGCUAUAUUGUGAUGAUAAAAUGUAGUUCAUGUUUUUUGGUAGCACAGGGCCCAAAUAUUCUUUAUAAAGAAUAUAGAAAGCUGCAGCAAAAACUGUUACUGUUUAUUAUUUUUUUAGGGACAUUAGAAAAAAUAUUCUAUUUUUUAUUCAGUACUACGUCAUUACUCAUGAUAGCCAACUGUGGUAAAGACAGGUUCUCACAAAUUCACAUAGGGGUGGGCAGUUCAAUAUAUGCCAGUGGACUUGCUUAUAAACUAUAUUUGAAUGUCAGUGGUAUGGUCUUUCAAGUUAUCAGCAAGUUAUGAAGCUUUUCAUCAAGGAAGUUGUAAUACUAAAUUACUAUUUAUUCAUACCUAAAAUGAUCUGACGCUAAUAAUAAUCUUUUGCUCCCUACCAUUAUUUGGUGACUGUAUUGGACUCCUAUUGUAUUUGGGUUUUAUUUUAAUGUUAAUAUAUGCCACCAUUUGAAAAACAGUUUGUUAUCUGAACCUGGUUAAAAAUACCCAGAGACUGUUAUAGAUGCCAAAUAUUCUUUAUUCAGGACAAUGUAACAUAACUGAUGAUAUGUGAUAAGGUUAAAAUUUUUUUGAUGAUAUAUAUUUUAUUUACAAAAUAUUAUACACUGCUGGUAUUACCAUAUGAAAAGAAAUAAAGUCAAUUGAUAAUUGCCUCAUA
Messenger RNA from Diceros bicornis minor, 5273 nucleotides. It is a transcript of the gene PPFIBP1, whose product is annotated as PPFIA binding protein 1. Bases 524 to 3508 code for a protein of 994 amino acids. Gene Ontology annotation, biological process: neuromuscular junction development. The transcript is spliced from 30 exons. Gene Ontology annotation, molecular function: protein binding. NCBI's taxonomy places the organism in Eukaryota, Metazoa, Chordata, Mammalia, Perissodactyla, Rhinocerotidae. The record is from RefSeq and is a predicted model, not a curated record. Gene Ontology annotation, cellular component: presynaptic active zone.